Messenger RNA from Puccinia triticina, 897 nucleotides. RefSeq lists its product as uncharacterized. NCBI's taxonomy places the organism in Eukaryota, Fungi, Basidiomycota, Pucciniomycetes, Pucciniales, Pucciniaceae. The transcript has 4 exons. The coding region runs from base 1 to 897 and encodes 298 amino acids. The record is from RefSeq and is a predicted model, not a curated record.
AUGGUAGGUAACGGCGGCGGAAACCAAGUAGACGAGAGGAUAUUCAUGCAUCGAUUGAUUCGGCAAUCAUCCAAAUUGUGGAUCCUGUUGGCUAUUGCGAGUAGGAUCAAAGCCACUAUACACAUAGCUACCGGCGCGGCCAUCGCACACGAAGCCGGAACCGAUGCCACUCGAUUAGCUACCGCUGGAAUACACCAUCCAGAGUCGUGCGACUGGAAUACCGUGGAUCGCGUUGUGGCCUUCUUGGGUAUAGAUUCGAGUCCAAGCCCGACGGAGGAAUGUACCAGUGAAAUGGAAAGCUCGCGGAGAAAUGAUUUUUCAGAAGCUACAAACUUGAAUUCAAACAUAAGGACUAGCAUGUUAAUUCCGGAGGGAGGAAGCUUCUCACCGUCUGUGCAUCAUGUUGAUGACCAGGACCAGCAUACACCAUGGGUGGAUUGGUCCCAGCUCAAGGAGGGGGGAACUGAGCCAAACAGCGACUUGCACAGAACUGAUGCAGUAGGCAUUGGCAACGGAGAUGCUUACCAUGAACCCCCGAACCACUUUAAUGACAACAAGUUGUUUGGUUCAGCUAAGCACUUGGAUUUUGGAAAAAUUUCGAGCCGUCGAGCUAAAGAAGGAUUGACAAUGCUGGACUAUAAUAAUCAACAUAGUGAUUAUAAACAUCACACACAUCCAUCCUGGUAUCUUCCUUCUGGAAACGUGGAGUAUUCCUCUGGCUACUCGAGAUACCCUAGGGAAAACUUGAAUUAUUAUUCCAACUCUCCUUCUCUGGGAUUGAGCAAUCCUGUGUGGAACUCAAAAUAUUCUUCUGUCACUGGCGCAUAUCCAGAAAAUUUCAGAAAUGAAUUCAGCAGAAAGAUCAGAAGCCCAGAAGCAGGGAGAUUCUCUUGGUAA